UGUUAUGUAAGUACUUAGAUAGUACUAACAGUGUGCGACUAAAAAACGUAGGUGUUUCCUUGUACCCAUUCUGCGCAGACAAACAUUUCCCCGUUCGUAACACAGUGCCGGCGAUUUAUGCGCAUCGGAUGUGUUCCUGUUGCAUAUCGUUGAUUUGAUUACGCAGUUACGUAAUUUUUGAACCGCGGACCGACUGGCUAAUGUUCGUUGCAUCGAACUGUUCGAUGCAACGUUUUAUAUGUUUGAUUCGAACAUAUAAGACGUAGGAGAACAUAGCGGAUACAGGGCCGCCAUCCCUUGCGCCGUGUUCCAUCACUAUGGAAGCCCGGAAUGUAAACGCGUUAUGUAUUUUUGAAUCAUGGCCGCGUCAACAUCCUUCGCGCAGUUACUCGAUCUGGCCAUCAGCUCCAACGACCCUGGUGCCGUUAACUUUAAUAUUCUUCGCCGGAUCCUUGGCGCCCUCCUCCAGGAGACCAAUCUCGCGUCCCAAAGCGCUCCGAUCCCGUUGGAACAUCAUGCCACCGUCACCCCCACCGCCGAUCAGAACCUCCUGAGGCGGGUGACCAGGCUUGAAACCACUUUGCAGUCUCUCCUAGCCACGCCCACCAAUCAGGAGCUUUUCGAUCAGGGCACUGGGAAGACCACGCCCCGUCGCCCCGUGGCGGAUUUGUACCACAACCUAAAACUGAUCGGGCGGAUCGAUGCGCUGGAGGGCGCCGUGGAGAAAGUGGCGUCGUUGGUCGACGACCUUAUCACCCAGGUGUCGCGGUUCGAGAAGAACACGGAGGGGUUGAACGGGGAGCUACAGGAGGCGCUGAAAAAGGUCAACCGUCUCGGCGUGCCGGAUAUUCCCCAGGCGGAACUGGCGACCUGGCAGGGGAUCCUCAACGCGCUUCAAGGGACGGAUUUGAAGACGAUCGGGGAAAUGGCGAAGCGGAAGCACGAAGAUGAGGUUCCUGCGGUGAAGAAGCAGAAGAUAGAGGAAGUACCACCAGCGGCGCAAACCGCCAAGGAGUUAGCGUCCCCGAUUCUUCAGAAAUUGAGGGUGGACGUCGACGGGCACGAGACGCGGCUGACGGAGAUGAAAACCGCGAAGGCCGACGAGAAGACAGUGGCGGAGCGGUUUAAGAAGGCCGCGGCGGAUCUCGCGGAACAGACGCGUCGGAUCGAGCAGGCCGCCGAGGAGAUUAAAGCCGUGAAGGCGGCGCACGAUGAGCUCACCGCUUCCUUCCAGGUAUUCGCGGAGGAGACGCGGAAGGCGGCGCCCCGAAAAUCCUCGACGUUCUUCAGCCGGUCGAGCGUUUCCAGCGUCCCCAGUAAACCCUCCGUGCCGGUCGCCCCGGGCCGGAGUACCCAAUGCGCACUGGUUGCGGGGGAGACGUGCCCGUUCGGAAUGCAUCCGGACGUCCAUCUCCCGCGGAUGGACACCCUGGGAACGGAUUUGGAGGGUCUCCGGCAACAGUACGACAAACUGCAGCGGUUCGUGGAUGAACAGAUUAUCAUCCUGGCUGAGAAGCACCACAGCCUGGAAGCGGAUAUCAGUGACGUCAUCCAGAUGUUUAAGGAACGCCGGCGCCCGCACCUUAAGGUGGAGCAACUGGAUAUGCACUUGGUGGAGAAGAUGCUGGACGACUACGACCAGGUCAUCGUGGAUAUGAAGAACUACGACGUCAUCGGGAAGGAGCUACUUCAGAAGACCGACCGCCUGUUCCUCCUGUGCAACGAAUUAAAGCGCACCAAGGCGGACAAUCGCCUGAUGAAGGACUCCCUGGACUCGAAAGCCGAUGUCGAGGAGGUCCGGGAGAAGGUCGGAAAAGUCGCCAUCGAGGAGUUUAUUCGUUCGUCCGGUGCCCAGAUCACCGCGCUCUCCCGGCAAGUAGAGCGCAACGAGCAGAUCAUCAAGACGGAAGUGGGAAAGCUCCUGGAGACCAUGAGCACCCGCGCCAACCGCACCUCCGUCGAUCAGUUACGGAGUUUCGUCCAGAACCUCACCGACACCCUGGAGGAUAAACUGGCUGAACGAAAUCCCGUACGAUCGGCCGCGGGGACUGGUUACGGCGCCCUGCACUGUCUAAGUUGUGGGGACACUAACGUGGUGGCCUCAGGACGUCCGGACCCGGUGCCGGCCCCGGCGUACCAUCCCACGCGGGACUGGUACUCGCAGUAUAAUGCUUUCGGGCGGAAUGUCCAUCCGGAAGAAGGGGAUCUCAUGUACCGACCGCGGUUUGAUAGUAUCGCUUUGCGGAGCACGCGCACCGGGCGGCGGGUUAGCCGGCAGCGCGGGUACGCGGAGGUAAUUGAUCGGCCGUUCCAGGAGCUGCGGGGGAAAGGGAAUGUGCAGAGCCCCAAGGGCGGGAUAUGCGCAAAGGGUACCGUCAAAAAUAAGCGGUGAAGAUGAUUUUAUGGGGGUAUUGCGGCUAUCCAUUUUUCAUUUCCGCCGUUUUGUGUGUUUUACGAUUUUAGUAUGUUUUGAAAUUUUCUCUUUUUUUACUUUUUUAAACGUCUUUUGCUGUUUUCGAUUUAGUUUUUUUAAUCUGCUUUAGAUAAUACCAUUUUUUAUGCUUUCUGGAUUUUACUUUCUUUCCAUUCUUACUUUGUUAACUUCCGACGCCGUCUGAUAAUACUGUGGUUACCUAACUAAUUUUAAAUUUCUGGAAUUGUACCUUUCAAUAAAUUUGCGAAAACAUAUACAGUCUUUAUAUGUCGUAUUCGCAAAAUGUUUGGGUAUCGAUAAUCGGUUAAGUCUGUUUUGAGUGUAAAUUCCCUGAUACUUAUCAGCCUACUAAAAAUUAUUUUAGUGUUCUACGGACUGUAUUCAUCGUUUGUUAAUGCAGAAAAUCCUCUACGUAGA
Molecule: messenger RNA, 2851 nt
Organism: Paramacrobiotus metropolitanus
Lineage: Eukaryota; Metazoa; Tardigrada; Eutardigrada; Parachela; Macrobiotidae
Exons: 1
Coding region: 359-2392 (677 amino acids)
Source: RefSeq, a predicted model, not a curated record